CCAACGCCUUGGGCCGAAUUGGCUCGUUACACCAAGAUCGUACGACGCCUGAAAUGGAAGUUGCCUUUCUUGGCCCACGGCUACAACGCUGCCACCGACCAGACGUACACGGGCGAGCAGCGGGAGGAAGCAGAGCUGAUGUUCAAGCUGGACUUCUUCGAAUACUACAUGCUACUGGAGCGCGCCCUGGUGCACCUCCUGGGCGUCUUCGGCAUACAGGUCACGGGGGGUUUUGGCGACAGGCCGGCAGAUGCAACUGGCCGCCAGCGGCAGGCUGACCAUCACUUCCACGCCAAUGUCCUUGGGGCCCUCGACGAUCCAAGAAAUCCCUUGCACGAGGCUCUCGGCAAGAGUGACGUCCGCUCUGCGCUUACGCGGGCCAAGGAGCUGCGGAACCGUUGGAAGAAUGCAGACGAUCCAGAUACCGCGCUGGCCGUAAGGCUAACUGCUGGGGGCCACGCCGCUCGGCCGCUCAAAGAGUAUGAUCUGGGGUCGAUCCUGGACCUGAUCUUUGCUGGUUUCGACCAUGGCUUUCGCAUUGCGGACCGAUAUGUCGCCGAGGUGCGGUCAUUGACUGCUCAGCGCGGAGUGAACGGCAGCGCAGAUCCUGCCAGCGGGCAGACAGAAGAGUGGGAGUUCAUGACAGAUGCCAUGGACUGGGAAGCGGUAUAG
Messenger RNA from Cryphonectria parasitica EP155, 672 nucleotides. RefSeq lists its product as uncharacterized. Lineage: Eukaryota; Fungi; Ascomycota; Sordariomycetes; Diaporthales; Cryphonectriaceae. The record is from RefSeq and is a predicted model, not a curated record. The transcript has 2 exons. The annotation marks the transcript as partial.